AAAGGACCUUGUUUUCACAGUGUCAUAGAAUCACUCUAUCUCAAGCACCAUCUCCGGUGCUUGAGAAUUUUCCCCGAACGCACAAUCAGUAGCGGCGCUUUGCCUUCACGCGCCGCUACACAAGAACACUGAAAGAAAUAUUUUAUUUUAUUUUAUAUUUUGGACGUUGAGAAGUUACAGAUACAGAAUCAUCAUCCUUUUAUUAUGCAUGGCAGAUCAAUCAGGGUUUAUGGUACCGCACCAUUACUCUUAUGAUGGUCCAUAUAACGAUGACAUUCUUAGUCUUAUGGAUGAUAAUAUUCCAUUCCUUGCGGAUUUACCAGUACCGUUGGAUGGACCCUCAAUCAAUCCCCAUUCAAUGCCUGCGUUUAACGAUAUUGGAAUCCAACAAGUUGAACAUCCAUCGGAUUGGAAUUUUCCUAAUGAGUUUAAUAGUGGUGGUGGUGUUGGUGGGGGCUCGGAGGCAGGUCCUUCGAAAGUUCGUUGUGAAAUGGGUAAUCCAAAUCUACCGGACAAUAACUUGGAAACACCAAAUCCUAGUGAUGCCUAUAAUUAUACAAAGCCACUUUCUAUUUGGCCCGUACCACCGGUCCCAUUUAAUUGUAGUUGUUGCCAGGUCCUCAGGGAAAUCAUUCACGUACAUGGUGACAAAAUCAUGAAACUUGAGAUUCAUGGAAGGCUGGGUAUGAUCUGCCAUGCUGUAUUUCAGAAUCAAAGCGUGGAUGUGAAUUCUUCAGGAAAUAAUCGAUGGGAAAUGUUUGAUUUUUGCAAGAAAAGCAUAGAAGACGUGAAACAUUUUCUUGUACAGUACUGCAUACAAAGAAAACUAGAAGGCUACACUAUGCAGCAAGACCCAUUGUCAUUCUUCUACGAGGCCGUCUGCGUUGGCUUGGAGUGGGAUGAGAUUACCAAUAUUGACGACCUCAUUUUAACAUCCCCAGUGAAUUCAGGGGUUGCUAGGAUGCAACAACCAGAAGAAGCAGGUCAACCAGAGGUAGGGAUUGAGGCAGAGAGGAAUCCCAGGUCACUUGCAGAACAGAGGCAGAGAACAGGAAGAUUGACAUUGAUGGAUCUCAAGGAGUAUCUCCAUCUUCCUAUUGAAGAGGCUGCUAGGAGGAUGAAUGUAUGUCCAACUGUUGUUAAAAAGAUUUGCCGUAGAAAUGGAUUGACUAGAUGGCCUCACAGAAAGAUUAAAAGCAUUCGGAAGCAAAUAUCAAAUUUGUUGCCCAGUUUACAUUCUGAAGAUGCAAGGACCAGGAUAAAUGCUCAAACUGAAAUCAAUAGACUCCAACAACAAGUUACCAAUAUCUGUGCUGGAGUCAGUAUUGCAUUAUUAUAAUUGAAUUCAUUUUAUUUGUAUACAAAUAUUUUUUUUAUCAUUAUUUUUUAAUAUAGAUUUAUAGAACCGAUGAAUUAUUUGUUUUGACUGAAGUAUAAUUUAAACUAAAAUGCAGUUGAAUAUAUAAGUACUUAAAUAUAAUUGACCAAUAAUAAUGCUACAUGUAAUUAAUGAGUAAGGAGGAAUGUUUCCGCAGAAGAAGCAAAUAUUGUCCUUGAGAAAGUGUCUUGGCAUUUUCUUAUUUGGAAUAUUGUCCCCAUGAAUUUCUUUGCAUUUACCUAUUUUUACCUUUUUCUAUAGCAAGUGCCCAUCU
Molecule: messenger RNA, 1652 nt
Organism: Ziziphus jujuba (common jujube)
Lineage: Eukaryota; Viridiplantae; Streptophyta; Magnoliopsida; Rosales; Rhamnaceae
Exons: 6
Coding region: 209-1339 (376 amino acids)
Molecular function (GO): DNA-binding transcription factor activity
Source: RefSeq, a predicted model, not a curated record